AUGAACUCGCCGGCGCACUGCCCCGCCACCACCGCGUCCCCGCCUCUGCGCGCCACCCGCGCGCCGCUCGUCGCGAUGGCCCAGCGCGGUGGCCGCGGGCGCAGGCUGCCCUCGUCCGCUCCAGAGGCCGAGCAGCCGGAGGAGGCGCUCGCCCGCAUCCUCCGCACCGAGGCCGCCGUCUCGGGCGUCUCCCGCAAGGCCGCCGCCACCUCCGGCCAGCAGUCCACCUGCCUCUGGCCCCGCGCCGUCCUCGAGGCUCUCGACUCGGCCGUCACCUCCUGCCGCUGGGAGUCCGCCCUCGAGAUCUUCGAGCUGAUGCGGAAGCAGCGGUGGUACGAGCCCAAGUCGCAGACCUACGCGAGGCUGCUGAUGAUGCUGGGCAGGUGCCGUCAGCCCGGCCAGGCCACGGCCCUCUUCAACACGAUGCUCUCGGAGGAGAAGCUCGCGCCAAGGGUGGACGUGUACACGGCGCUCGUCAGCGCCUACGGCAACAGCGGGAUGCUCGACGAGGCGCUGGCCAUCGUCGACCGGAUGAAAGGCGCAGCGGCGGGCUGCAAGCCGGACGAGUACACCUUCUCGGUUCUCAUCAACUGCUGCUGCAAAUCCCGCCGGUUCGACCUCAUCCCGGCGGUGCUCGACGAGAUGGCGUAUCUGGGGCUCGGAUGCAACGUUGUCAUCCACAAUGGGAUCAUUGAUGGGUAUGGCAAGGCUGGGAAGCUGGAGGAGAUGGAGAAUGCGCUGUCGAACAUGCUUGAGGGUGGGGAAAAUGUGCCGGAUAUAUACACGAUGAACUCGAUCCUCUGGGCCUACGGGGACCGUGGCAGGGUGGAUGACAUGGAGAAGUGGUACGGCGAGUUUCAGCUCAUGGGCGUUGAGCCCGACACGCGGACAUUCAAUAUCAUGAUGAAGUCUUACGGUAGGGCGAACAUGCCUGAGAAAAUGAUGUCGGUGCUGAAAUAUAUGAAGCAGCGCUUCUUCUCGCCCUCCGCUGCUACAUUCAACAUAAUCAUAGAUUGUUUUGGAAGGGCUGGCAACAUUGAGAAGAUGGAGUACUAUUUCAGGCUGAUGAAGAUUCAGGGGAUGAAACCCAACCCGAUCACCUACUGCUCGCUAGUUAAUGGAUACAGUAAAGCUGGGCUUCUUGAUAUGAUUCCCGUAAUCGUUCGACAGACAGAGAACACGGACGUUGUCUUAGAUACUCCAUUUUUCAACUGUGUUAUCAGUGCAUACGCCAAGGCUGGAGAAGUUAAGAUAAUGGAGGAAAUGCUCCAGUUUAUGAAGGACAAGAACUGUAAGCCUGGCAAAGUAAUUUACACCACCAUGAUUCAGGCAUAUAUCGCACAUGGGAUGGAUGAAUCUGCUAAGUUGUUAGAGUUGGAAGAGAGAAGAUUUGAUAACAAGCUGCUGGAGCAAGUUUCAGAUGUUAGAUAAGAAAUAAUGGGCACCACCAUUUUUCGUGGGAUUGGAGCAGUAAGAUUUGUCUAAAACCGGAUUGGACAACGGACAUGUAAUAGAGAGUGUGGUUAGGAGCCCAGUGGAGAAUGUGGUUAGGAGUACAGAAAAAAAUUUGAUCACUGUAAUCAAAUUAAUUCCAUCAACAUGAGACUCAGCGAUCCCAGUUGGAUGCCAAUGACGAGGGGCCAUGAGGAAUGAUAAUCACAUAUGUCCUAGGUAGCCAGAAUUACGCCAAAUAUUGAAGUUCAGGGUAAGUAGAAUCUGUGUUGAAUGUAAAAAAUUAUAAUCAAACAAAUGGAUAUGGUAACAGUCUGCGUGGUACCUUUUUAGUGAAGAGCAUACGUGCGUGUUCAUCUUGUAAAACUUCGAGCUGGUAUAUGUUUUGUUGAUUUGCUUCUGAACAAUGUUUUGCAACAAUCUCUUCCCUUGUGGUGACUAUGAUCCGGCUUGCAUUCUCCAUUUUAGGUAACCUCCGUAUUAUGAGGUCCCAUUCAACAUUACAUGAUAUAUUAUCGAGAACAAUCAAGCACCUCUUUGUAUCUAAAUGCCUGGCCAACUCCUCCGUCAGCUCUCCAAGAUUCAUCAAAGGCUGGCGACUUCAAUUUGCGACGUAGACAGCACGAUUCGGCUGCCUCUCUUGCUGUUGGGAAAGCAUGCUUUGAUGUCGUCCCAUUCCUCAAUGGUUGACAGGCCAGUGAGCACAACCAGCGGAUUGAUUUAAAGGGAUCUCGAAGGGAGCCCCAUGCCAUGAAGGAUUGGUACGCUCAACCUUUUUUUGGCCCUGCUGCAAGAGCGAGGGAAGCGUGAUGCUAUAGUUGCGCCUUUUCAAAUCGACACCUUCUGCAUUUGAGAUGAUUAUAGUACAUAGUUACAUCCAUGUAUCCGGCUGAUUUGAGUGAUUGUUACAGAGCUGAUGUGGGUGCUGUUCCAGGUUGCUGUUUCCUAAAAACUACUACGGUGGAUCUUUUUUACUUUUCAAUCUGACAAACCUAUGUUUUUAUUUUCGACAGCAAACCUGUUACUUUAGAGAACUAGUUUCUGCUGUGAAUCACGUACUGGAAUCACUUGGAUCCAUCUGUCUUUGAACAACGAACGUGAAAAGAGCUGAAAA
Molecule: messenger RNA, 2566 nt
Organism: Lolium rigidum
Lineage: Eukaryota; Viridiplantae; Streptophyta; Magnoliopsida; Poales; Poaceae
Product: pentatricopeptide repeat-containing protein At3g53170-like
Exons: 6
Coding region: 1-1431 (476 amino acids)
Molecular function (GO): protein binding
Source: RefSeq, a predicted model, not a curated record